This is a messenger RNA of Pelobates fuscus (common spadefoot toad), 3091 nucleotides long. It is a transcript of the gene RIGI, whose product is annotated as RNA sensor RIG-I. The coding region runs from base 191 to 3034 and encodes 947 amino acids. NCBI's taxonomy places the organism in Eukaryota, Metazoa, Chordata, Amphibia, Anura, Pelobatidae. Gene Ontology annotation, molecular function: zinc ion binding; ATP binding; double-stranded RNA binding. The transcript is spliced from 20 exons. Gene Ontology annotation, biological process: cytoplasmic pattern recognition receptor signaling pathway; antiviral innate immune response. The record is from RefSeq and is a predicted model, not a curated record. Gene Ontology annotation, cellular component: cytoplasm.
GCUGCUGUGCUGGUUGAUUGAGACUUUCUUGUUCCCAGGAAUUGAGACAGAAACACUCACAGCGACUAGGACUUCUGACCUGCACUGGCUGCUGAGUGACCGACAGGGAGAAAUUCUUACUUCACAGACCUUUUGAGAGGAUCAUCCAUCAGGUUUGUAGAGCUUCUGAUCUGCAGUAAGUGGAGAAUAGAUGAUGGAUGAAGUCAAGCAGUUUCUGAGAGUCUCAAGAGUUUACAUUGAGAAAAUUCUUCGACCUUCUUAUGUAACAGCAUACAUGAUGACAUGGCUGAAAGAAGAUGUGAUAGAACAAAUAAAGCACAAGGAGCAGGAGGGACCCACUGUGGCGUCUACGCUGUUUGUAGAUAAAUUAUUGGAGCUGCAAGAUGAAGGAUGGUACCAAGCAUUUAUAGAUGCGCUAAGGGCCUCAGGAUACACUGGCCUGUGUGAUGCACUAGAAAAGAGAGAUUUUAGAGACAUUGAGUGUUUAGAAGGAGACAGACGACAUCUAAGCAUUAUUUAUAGUACUGUUAAAAGUAAUAUCAAACCAGAUGAACUAGUGCCAUAUUUCACUCAAUGCUUUCUGCAUGGGGAGCUUGAGGCAAUUAAACAGGAAACUGUGCAAAAGGGAGAUUGUGCAGGAGCUGAAAAACUUAUCGAUUGUCUGCUUCGAUCAGAUAAAAAGCAAUGGCCAAAGAUCUUUACCAUAGCCUUAGAAGAAAAGAAUUUCACACCGGUUCUUGAGGUGUGGUCUGAAAAUAAAGAUUCGGAAUGCAAAAAGGAAACAGAAUCAUCUUGUGAAGAAGAGGGAGAACAAAGUACCUUUACUAUGUUCCAAUAUUCAGAAGAGGCUGACUCACAAAAUCACUGUCUGUCAGCUGCCCCUGAGCUGCGUCUGAAUCAUGACAGCAGUGUAGCGAAUGUUCCACAACUGACCGGUUACUUUCAUCAAUCUACUUCUGAGCUGAAAUUGAGAAAUUAUCAAGAAGAGCUGGCACAGCCUGCGCACCAAGGGAAAAAUACAAUUAUAUGUGCCCCAACAGGAUCAGGGAAAACAAUCGUGGCACUUUCAAUAUGUGAUCGUCAUCUAAAGUCCAUGCCAGCGGGACAAAAAGGAAAAGUUGUUUUCUUGGCAACUAAAGUACCAGUUUACGAACAGCAAAAAGAUAUCUUCUGCAAGUACUUUGAAGGCAGCGACUACUCUGUAGUGGGGUUUUGUGGUGAAUCACCAGAGAAUGUGCUGAUUGGAAUGGUUUUGGAAAGCAGUGACAUCAUUAUUCUGACCCCUCAGAUUCUUGUCAACUGUCUUAAGGAAGGAUCCGUGCCUUCCCUCUCCAUAUUUACAUUGAUGAUUUUUGAUGAAUGUCACAACACAAUAGGUUCUCACCCUUACAACGUGCUUAUGUUUCACUACUUGGAUAUGAAGCUUGGCUCCACAGGAGAGAAGUGUCCACAGAUCAUUGGAUUAACGGCCUCAGUGGGAACUGGAAAAGCCAAAAAUGAGGAUGAAGCUACACAGUACGUCCGUAAACUGUGCGCCAGCCUUGACAUUGAAGUCAUAUCUACAGUCAAGAAGAAUGUGGAAGAAUUGGAAAAAAUUGUAUACAAACCUGAGAAACUUAUUCGUGAACUGACUCCCCGUAAAACUGAUCUUUUUAUUAAUGUAAUGUCAGAAAUAAUGUCAGAGACAGAAAAAAUGGCACGGAACAUUUUCCCUCAACUUGACUCUCUGUCCAAUAUCCAGAACCGGAGUUUUGGCACUCAAAAGUAUGAGCAGUGGAUCAUUGACACCCAAAGAAAAUGUCGCAUAUUACAAAUGGAGAACAAAAUGGAAGAGAGCCGUAUCUGCCAAGAACUGUUUACAUACACAGAACAUUUACGGAAAUACAAUGAUUCAAUCAUGAUAAACGAUGAUGCUCGGACGAAAGAUGCCUUGGACUACCUAAAAAACUUUUUCGAAAAUGUUAAAAAUGGGAGCUAUAACCAAAUUGAACAGCAGGUGACAAAGGUCUUUGAAGCCAAAUUGCCUAUUUUGGAGGAUAUAUCAAGCAACAAUUUAAAUCCAAAGCUGGAUGAUGUUGAGUUCAUCUUGAUUGAGGCCUAUCAUGAAAAUCCACAGACACGCACACUGUUGUUUGUCAAGACUAGGGCUUUGGUGUCGGCUUUGAAAAACUGGAUUGAAGAGACCCCAAAUCUCAGGUUCUUGAAACCAGAUAUUUUAAUUGGAAGGAAUAAAAAGCAUGAUAAUAUAGGCAUGACCUUACCAAGUCAGAAAGGUGCACUGGAGUCGUUUAAAACCAAUAGUGAGAGCAAGCUGUUAAUUUCUACAUCAGUGGCUGACGAAGGCAUUGAUAUACCAGCUUGCAACCUUGUCAUUCUAUAUGAAUACGUGGGCAAUGUCACCAAGAUGAUCCAAGUUAGAGGUCGAGGAAGGGCAAAGGACAGCAAAUGCAUCCUAGUGACAGGUAAACGAGACGAAGCUGAAAAGGAAAAGAUGAAUCUGCUGCACGAGAAAUUAAUGACUACAGCUGUGGAAAAUGUGCAAAAUCAAAAUAAGCAGGAUCUCCAGAAUAUGAUUAUGCAAAUUCAGAAGAGUGAAAAAACCCAACGUGACUUAAAGAAGAUUAUUAAGGGACCAAAGCUAACAGAAGAAAACAAGAGGCUGCUGUGUUGGAAAUGCAAACGAUUUGCAUGCAAUACAGAUGACAUUCGAGUUAUAGAGGAAGCUCAUCACACAGUGAUUGAUAGCACCUUCAAAGAACGCUAUAUUACAGAACCUCACAAAAAGCCACGUGGUUUCUCUGGCUAUACAAAAAAGUUCAAGAUAUUCUGCAAUAAUCCUCAAUGCAAAGAAGAUUGGGGGAUUUCUGGCAUCUACAAACACUUUCAGGACAUCCCUCUGAUAAAAAUUGAUAAGUUUGUGGUGGAAAGCAAAAAUGGAAAACAAGAAUAUGUCAACAAAUGGAAUAAAGUCAAUUUUAGAAUGAAGGACUUUGCACUAGAAGAAAUAUCAGAGUCAUUCUCUGCUAGCACAUAAUACCAUAAAGGGACACUAUAGGGAAGAAGUGACACUCUCAAAUGUUUCUAUUACAUA